GUUCAGCUGUUGACGUCUUGUUUUGUUUAUUUUUGUAAUAGUAUAAAUAAAUUUUAAAGUCAUUAGAGUAACGGUCUGGAAACGUGAAUAAAACUAAUAUUAUCAUACGAAAUCCCUAUAUAACAGCAAUGUAGAACAAGUAUGCCACCCUACCGUGAUAAAGAUGGAUGUGUAGACUACAGAAGGCAGACUCGUACUAAACAAAAUGUUUACGAAUGUCCUCCUCCCCCACCAGAGGUGCUACAGUGCAGUAUAUGCGGAACAGCCGAGUGCGAAGGCUCCAACAUCUGGAACAGUGUUCCAUUCGUCUCGUAUUCAACGAUGUUCGGGCCCACCCUGUUCGAUAUACUGAUACAUGUACUGAACCUGCUGCCGCUCUCCGUCAUAUGCUGGUUGGGUAUCGGACACCACAAGAAAUGCUGUGCCGUUAAACCUCCUGUCUUUAACUAUGAUCCGCUUAAUGAAACUCCCAAGAAAAAGUAUCAGGAUCAUCCAAAAGGAGAAGGGUCGAAUGACAGCCUAUCCGGUUGGAUGCACGACGAAUAUCUGUCCUUGGCCAAGGAGCUCGCGGACCUGAGGAAGCUGACAUGUGAGCGAAGAGACGAGGACGACCCGGACAACCGGGACUUGCUGCAGGCCCGCAACUACGUGCUGGACCGCCUGGCCGAGAUGCUGGCUAAGCGGGAGGAGAUCGAGAGGAGGAUGAAGAAAAAGAAGCAGAAGAGUCAGAGCUGACGUCACCGCAAACCCUGGACCACCAACGAGACGGAGCGACUUCACCUAUUAAAUUUAUUAUCUGUCAAAAUAUACUGGUCGAGGGAAAAAUUAAAUUUUGUCUUUAUUUGUUUUACGGUGAA
Molecule: messenger RNA, 857 nt
Organism: Homalodisca vitripennis (glassy-winged sharpshooter)
Lineage: Eukaryota; Metazoa; Arthropoda; Insecta; Hemiptera; Cicadellidae
Exons: 6
Coding region: 142-735 (197 amino acids)
Source: RefSeq, a predicted model, not a curated record